AUGUGCUGGCACGGGGACGAGGAAGAUGAGGACGGUUCAGAGAAUGACCCGGACGGGCUGUCUGUACUGGAGCAGCUCGGACUUGACCAGAACUCCGACUUUUCGGACUCGAGUGUCCAGCAGCUUCUGGAUGAGCAGCGCGAAAGAAUCCGCAGGGAGAUUCGCAAAGAGCUGAAAAUCAAGGAGGGCGCUGAGAACCUGCGCAGGGCAACCACAGACAAGAGGAACGCGCAGCAGGUGGACAGUCAGCUGCGGUCGUCCAAUCGCAAGCUGGACAGUCUUCAUGCCCAGCUGCAGGAACUGGACGCUCAUAUUGUAGUGAAGGGAGGCGAGGAGAAUAAAGAUGAGUGUCCUCAGUCUCCUGGGGCAGACAGUCGAACAUCAGCCCACAAAGAGCGCAUUGCAGCCCUCGAGAGGCAGCUCAACAUUGAGCUCAAAGUCAAACAGGGAGCGGAGAAUAUGAUUCCCAUAUAUGCUAAUGGCUCCACCAAGGACAAGAAGAUGCUGCAGACGGCACAGCAGAUGCUGCAGGACAGCAAGACCAAAAUCGACAUCAUCCGUAUGCAAAUACGCAAAGCUGUUCAAGCCACUGAGCACAACGAUGACACACAGGUGCACGGAUUUGCCUUUAACCUGUCCCCACACCCCACAGGCAGCCAAGAUCUUUGUGGGGUGGAGCUGCGUAUUGAGGAGCUGAGACAUCACUACAGGGUGGAGCAUGCCGUCGCAGAGGGGGCCAAGAAUGUUCUCCGGCUCCUGGGGACCAGCAAGGUUCAGGACAAGAAAGCCCUGUCUGAGGCACAGUCUCGUCUCAGCGAGGCGUCCCAGCGCUUGGAUCUUCUUCGGAACUCCCUGGAUCGACGUCUGGCAGAUCUACCCGAGGACCAUCCCAAAUCCAGCAUCAUCAAGGAGGAGCUGGUGUUGGCCUCCUCACCUGCCUUCAGCUCCCGUCACGGCGCCCCCUACCUUCAGAACCAGUACAGCACACUCAACAAACCUUCCCCUCUAACCGGCACCUUGCAGGUGCAGCUGCUGGGCUGCGUCGGCUUGUUGGAGUCAGUCCCGGGUCGCAAUAAAGGGACGGCCAUCAUGCUACCCAGCUACAGCCCCGGAGACACCAAGUCCUUCAUGAGAGGCAGUAAAGGAUUGUAUGGCCGCAGUGGCUCUGUCAGUGGGAAAACGCCAAGCAAGACGGAUGAACUCUCCUCUGAGGUGAGCGCAGUGCUGAAGCUGGAUAACCUGGUUGUGGGCCAGACAUCUUGGAGGACUGUGGGAGAACAGGCCUGGGACCAGACUUUCACCGUGGAGCUGGAAAGGUCAAGAGAAAUGGAGAUCGCAGUCUACUGGAAGGACUACCGCUCACUGUGCGCGCUUAAGUACUUGAAGCUGGAGGAGUUUCUGGACAACCAGAAACACAGAGUUCAGCUGGAGCUGGAGCCUCAGGGCGUGCUGUUGGCCGAGGUGAUCUUUUUUAAUCCAGUCAUCGAGAGAGUUCCUCGUCUACAAAGGCAGAAAAAAGUCUUUUCCAAGCAGCAAGGCAAGGCGUUCCUGCGGGCUCGUCAGAUGAAUGUGGACAUCGGUACAUGGGUGAGGUUGCUACGAAACGCCAUCCCCACCGUGAACAACUCUGGAACUUACAGCCCCAACGCACACAGCCACUCUCUUAACUCUGGGGAGAUCUCAGUGGAGAAGUUGAGUUUGGACAGCGACUCUCCAAUAAGAGGAGAUUACAAGAGAGACUUGGACACACACACUCCGGUGAGACAGACAGAGAGAGAGGAGACCAAGGAGAUAGGGGAGGACCUAUUGCCACCUUGCGAGUCCCUUACCCCCAGAGACCACACCCCUGAGUCCCCUGUCCGAACCCUGUCUGCUAGGAGUAGGCAGAAGAAAGGUCCUCUGUCUCUCCAGGACUUCAGGCUAAUCGCUGUGCUGGGAAGGGGACAUUUUGGGAAGGUGUUGCUCUCGGAGUAUAAGAAGACUGGAACAAUGUAUGCCAUUAAAGCUCUGAAAAAAGGAGAUAUCGUUGCUCGGGAUGAGGUGGAAAGUCUGAUGUGCGAGAAGCGAAUCUUUGAGGUUGUGAACUUGUCGCACCACCCCUUCUUGGUCAACCUCUUCGCGUGCUUCCAGACCCCAGAGCACGUGUGUUUUGUGAUGGAAUACACAGCAGGUGGCGACCUUAUGAUGCACAUCCACACAGACGUCUUCAAAGAGCCACGAGCAGUGUUUUAUGCGGCUUGUGUGGUUCUUGGACUUCAGUUCCUUCAUGACCAUAAAAUUGUGUACAGAGACCUUAAGCUUGACAAUUUGCUGCUAGACAUGGAUGGCUAUGUGAAGAUUGCAGACUUUGGGCUGUGUAAAGAAGGAAUGGGCUAUGGGGACCGGACAAGCACAUUCUGUGGAACGCCUGAGUUUUUGGCCCCAGAGGUUCUCACUGAUACUUCCUACACCAGAGCUGUAGACUGGUGGGGACUGGGAGUCCUCAUCUAUGAAAUGUUGGUGGGAGAGUCUCCAUUCCCUGGCGAUGACGAAGAGGAGGUGUUUGACAGCAUUGUGAAUGAUGAAGUCCGCUACCCGCGCUUCCUCUCCACUGAAGCAAUCGCCAUAAUGAGAAGACUUUUAAGGAGGAAUCCUGAGAGAAGACUUGGAUAUGGUGAAAAAGAUGCAGAGGAGGUGAAAAAGCAGCCAUUUUUCAGAAAUGUGGACUGGGAGGCGCUGCUGCAAAAAAAGGUCCCCCCUCCCUUUGUCCCCUCCAUUCGCGGCAAGGAAGACGUCAGUAACUUCGACGAAGAGUUCACCACCGAGCUGCCGACGCUCACUCCUCCACGCGAGCCCCGCGUCCUCACCCGCAAAGACCAGGAGAGCUUCCGGGACUUUGACUACGUGUCGGACCUCUGCUAGCCGGCUGAAGCGCACAGACCUCAAGGAAUGUUGGGUUUUUUGAAGACUCUUUGGGGGGUUUUUUGUGGAAAUUUUGGACGGAGGGGGACUCCUGUGACCGUCCAUUGCUGUCUCUCGUUACUCACAAUGUGAACAAUUGCAGAGACUUAAGGAUUGUGUUUGGUUUGGGUUUUUAAAAUUGGAGACUAAGAGAAUAGAAGCUCGAUGGGUCACAAUGAAGGAUAAACGAAAGCCCCCCCCCUCCCUUCCGUAGCCGUACAUCCGUGAGAUAUGUAACUUGCAUUAGCAUUCAAAAUACCUCCUACCAUCCUCUUAAGUGUCAGUGUGGUCACCGUGCAGCUGCCAGAGGAGAAACCUACUUUACUUACUGUCUUUUGGGGGUUUUAGUGUUUUUGUUUUUUUUAACAAUGACUGUUUAGUGGUUGCCCAGUGGCCUCUCAUACCAAUGCCUUACAUUUUCUACUCGUAGUCGUUCCACGAAGAGCCAUUUUUUUCUCGGUAGACGCUGGGCCCUUAUGUUCAGUGACAGAGUGCUGCGGGAAAGAAAUGGAGACGUUAUCGAAGCUUGGUUAUUCUGACUAAUGCAAGAUUGAGUCGUUUUUAAAUAUGGGGUAAAAAACCACUGCAGUGGAUUACUGUUACAUCCACCAACUACAUUUUAACAUGAUGCUGCUUUGAUUUUUCGACUAUAAUCUGCAAAUCAGCUGUAUUUAACAACCCAUCAGUUUGUUAUUCAGCUCCCUGCACACAACUUUUUUAUUUUUAAUUGGGACAAUUGAGUUUUAGGUAGAUUUAAAGAGUUAGAAUAUACAAUCAUCAGCAUUAAAAUGUCAUAUUACAGAAAAGAAAAAAAAUGGAACUCUAAACUGUGAUGUAACACGCUUGACAUCAAGGUUUUGAAUGAAAUGGAUCAGGUUCAAUCUUUGUUCAAAUGGAUUAAGUCAUUUCCUUCCAGGACAAUUUGAAUUUUUGGUCUCAGUGACUGCAUGACUUGAUUUAAGUGUCUGUGUUGAACCAUUUCCAGGUUACCAGCUGUUAUCACAGGGUUUGGUUUCCACUUUCCGACACCGAAUGAUAUCAAAAUACUUGUUGAAUAUCUGCAUAUCCACUUUUGUCCAGCAGGUCCUUCAGAUCGUGCAGCAGCUUGGUCGGUUUGUCUCGGCAAUACAUUUCUACAUGUGGACAGUGAUUUAAUCAAAAAGCAACAAACUGAUCAAAAUGAUUUUUACAAGAAAUGGUAGUAAGUGGCAAAAUGUGAUAUUAUAGGUUCAAGUUACAUUAGAGGUUUGUCGUGAGUCUGUAUGUAUAAUGGUGUGGAUUUUACUUAUGAGUACGACAAUACAAAACCAUUGAGCAAUUAAUGUCUUCUUUCAUAAAGAAAUCCUGGCGUUAACAC
Menidia menidia (Atlantic silverside) is the source of this 4297-nucleotide messenger RNA. The record is from the annotation of a GenBank genome assembly. NCBI's taxonomy places the organism in Eukaryota, Metazoa, Chordata, Actinopteri, Atheriniformes, Atherinopsidae.